AUGGACACCGAUGACAGCGAGAUCGUUUGGGCAAAGUUUUUCGGGCAGCACGACUCGAUCGUGUCGCUACUCGACAGCCAUGCCUCCUUGCUUGUCGAGAUGUGCAAGCAUUGCGCCGAUGGUACCGCUGCACGGGAUAUGAUUCAGUCACGCCUUCUCCAUACGGAAACCUUGAUUGCAACAUUCAAGUCUUCGACAGAGUCAUUGAGAGAGGUUACGAACCGGGAAGAAGUCAUACUCAAAACAUCAGACGGUCCAUCAUCGAAGGUGACCGAGUCGCUUCCACAAUCCCCAGCAGAACCAACGGUCGACCCGAGUGGUCUAUUUUCUGUCGAUCCGAAUCCUUCUGACAUCAACCAUUUGCUCCAAAAGAAUGCCACACCUAAGCGUAAAACUGGUGGCUCUGGGUCAGAAUUUGUUGGCGUUAAUGGAGGAGAACAAGAAGGCCCACCACACAAGAGACCAAGAUCAAACGAUCCUCCUCAGCCUGAGAAUGACGACUCCUUCCUACGAGGAGUGGAAGCCCGAGUUCGAGCAAAAGAAGACCGCAAAAAGGCGAGAUCAGAUAAGAAACGCAAGAGACAGAGCAACGAUGCCAUGGAGGAUGGAGGUAACGGGUCGCGGCAUAAAAAACAAAAGUCCGGUGCACACAAGCCACUCGAAAUGAGACACGGUCGGAACAACAAGAGAUCGAAGGGCGAAUCAGGCAACAACGACGAGCGGCCAACCAAGAAGCGGAAGAAAUCCAAGUCUCGAUAG
This is a messenger RNA of Exophiala viscosa, 759 nucleotides long. RefSeq lists its product as uncharacterized. The coding region runs from base 1 to 759 and encodes 252 amino acids. The transcript has 3 exons. The record is from RefSeq and is a predicted model, not a curated record. Lineage: Eukaryota; Fungi; Ascomycota; Eurotiomycetes; Chaetothyriales; Herpotrichiellaceae.